Molecule: messenger RNA, 2182 nt
Organism: Acipenser ruthenus (sterlet)
Lineage: Eukaryota; Metazoa; Chordata; Actinopteri; Acipenseriformes; Acipenseridae
Product: homocysteine-responsive endoplasmic reticulum-resident ubiquitin-like domain member 2 protein
Exons: 8
Coding region: 407-1405 (332 amino acids)
Biological process (GO): endoplasmic reticulum unfolded protein response
Molecular function (GO): protein binding
Source: RefSeq, a predicted model, not a curated record
UUCCGGUCUUAUACCCGACGACCAUCUUUGACUCACAGCAAGACAAGGGGAUAAGCUGGUUGAUAGGGGUGUUAAAGAAACCCUGGUGAUGUUGGGCUGGGCUGGCUAAAAUUAAAGACAUUUUCCAGUGGCACUUGCUACUAUACAACAGCCACAGCUUGUGUUUGCCAGAGCCUGGAAGAAAACCACAAAAAAAAAACGUGAUAAACAUUCAUCACACAAGACUUGUGCAACAUCUCAGCAUUCACAGUGCGACUUUGGCAAGACAUUCCAGCAUUUAAACUGCUUCAGGGAGUCCAGAUCCAUCUCGCUUCUGAAACUGGAAAGUGGGGGAACAGGUCCAAACUUAGUUUUGGUGGGCUUUAUCCACCUUUGCAUGAAAAGAUUGUCGUCAUUAUUAUGAAACAUGGACCAAAGUGUAGUUGACAGUCCAGUGACCUUAGUCAUCAAGGCACCAAACCAAAAAUACGAUGAUCAGACUAUAAAGUGUUUUUUGAACUGGACAGUCGGAAAAUUGAAAACACACCUUUCAGAUGUGUAUCCAAGCAAGCCGGCAUCAAAGGAUCAAAGACUUGUCUAUUCUGGCAGACUUCUUCUGGACCAUUUUCAGUUGAGAGAUGUCUUCAGAAAGCAAGAUGAGUACCACAUGGUUCACUUAGUGUGUGCCUUGCGAACCCCGUCUGUAUCACCAGAGCAUAGUGACAGUAACAUGAGCACGACGGCACCAGCAUCUCUCGGCCCCACAAACUUGGAAUCAGGAGCUUCUACUCCCACUUCAUCUCGAAGCCAAGAAACUUUGACGGCCUCCACAAGUACAAGUACAAGUACAAGUACAAGUACAGAGGGAUUGAGGCAUCGAAACAGUCAGCAGCAGCAAACCAGUCCUGAGCUGAGCUAUGCGUCUCUAGACUUUAUGCAAGAACAUCUGGGUAACCCAGUUCCCAUGCAGCAUGGCAUUCCCACUGGGUUUCCCAUGUACCCUAUAUACAACCCAAUGCAAGUGUUGUGGUGGCAGCAAAUGUACGCACGGCAGUACUACAUGCAGUUCCGAGCAGCAGCAGCAGCAGCAUCGUCCCAGGGAUCAGAUUCUGUUUUCCCAUCUAUCACUACUUCCUCCCAGUCCACCGAUCCUCCACCUCAGAACGAGCCCCCAGUCGUGCCCAACGCAGCUGUGCCGGAGAACAGGCCUGUAAACCAGAACAUCCAGAUGAACGCUCAGGGCGGCCCAGUGAUCAACGAUGACGACUUGAACCGGGACUGGUUAGACUGGAUGUACACCUUCUCCCGAGCCGCCAUUCUGCUGAGCAUCGUGUACUUCUACUCCUCAUUCAGCCGCUUUGUCAUGGUGAUGGGGGCCAUGCUGCUAGUUUACUUGCUCAGCUCACUGCUACCACCCCUGCACUGACUCGGGAGCGGCGAAGACGAACACAUGCUGUCCUCUGAAGCGUGUGCCGUCAGCCCAACCACUGCUUUUCACUCUGCAGGCCUGCCAUGCAGCCCAACCAGAGCUACAGCGUCGGAGGACAGCGCAGCUCUGGGCAGCUUACAGGCAAGCCCGCAGACGCCCAGCCAGCCUACAGGGCUCGCUGGUUUUGUGGUGAGCUCAGAAAACCCUGGCCGACCUAAGCCCUUCCCCCCCCGGGCGGCGCUUGGCCAAUUGUGCGCCACCCACUAGGAACUCCCGUCCACGGUUGGCAGUGGAAUAGCCUGGACUCGAACUGACGACCUCCAGGCUAUAGGGCGCAUCCUGCACUCCACACGGAGCGCCUUUACCGGAUGUGCCACUCAGAAGCACCACGAGUUUCUUUUAAAAGAGUUUUAACUGGCGCUCAGUAUCUAAGAUACUAAUCAAGGAGGUGUAGACUGAUAGACUGAGUAUAUGGUAAUGAACACAAUGCCUCAGAAAACUUUACAGCAGUUGAAGAAUGAACUUCCUGUGUUGAUUGUAUGCUCCACACUCUUUGUAGUUAAAGGCAGAGUAACCUUGAAAAGAAUGGCAAGAUGAUCAGAAAUAGUGAGAUCAAUACAGUUUACACUAAACCAUAAGAAAUUACUAAAUGUAAAGUAUGGCCACGAUUAUGCGUAGGACCUUUAACGUACUGGACAUGAUCUAGGGAAUCCAAUAGCCUCACAAAUUCAGAAGAGUUAGAAUCAGAUUCAGUGGUGCGGACCCCUAUUCUCA